AUGAGCUUUGCAUAUCUUUUGAGCUGUUUCUUGAUUCUGGAUUCAUGCUCCAGUGUGAGGUCCUGUCUGCAGUGUGAUCAAGUAGUUCGUUACAUACAUGAAGAUUUCCUUUCAACUGUACGCAUGACUGUCCGUGAUCAGAUUGAACUGAAGGAAAUCAUUGAACACGCUUACGUCAACUAUCGAGAGACCAGCAGAUCGUUUCGGGGAGUCAUAGACCCUACAACACUAUAUCGAGCCCGAACAGAAUACCAGAGUGAGUUCAAGAGGCACUGGAAAGAGCACAGAACAGGUUCUCUUCAGUGGGAUAUGAUUAAUAUAGUGGAGAAAGGGAGGAGAAUUCUGCAGAAACAUUUGGAGCUAUUUGUCACCCAAGGUCUGUGUCCCAACAAAUGUGGGCUGUUCUAUCAGAGAGUGAUGAAUUGCACUUCCUGUCAGUAUGGGCUUUUUACAUGUCUAUCCGCCACACCCCCAAUAGACUGUGGAGAACAUCAUCUAGAGGCAGAUGAAGGAGAGGGGGUGGUCUUGGACUGUUUUCUGCCUUGGCACACUCUGGUUGUUGGACAGACUGAGUAUUAUUACUCCUGGCUCCCUGCAAAGAAUCUGUCGCAUGAGGGGGAGUAUGAAGAGCUGGUGGUGACAGAGGACUCUAAAAUCGUACUCAAUCAGCUGAGGGUCAACGAGCAAGGCGUAUACCGCUGCCUCCUACAGGAUCAAAAGGCUACUACACUUUCUCGCAUUUAUUUUUACCUGAAAGUUAAUCCACUGCCAUCCACAACCCCUAGGCUGAUGGUGACAUUGCCACCUCUGCCUGUGGGUUAUGACCUCACCCCCCCCAGCCUGCAUAGGAACUCGGUGCUCAUCAUGGUGAUUUUACUGUCUGUACUCAGCAUCACCGGCAGCCUGGUCAUCAUAAUGUACCUCGGAGUGACCAUGAAGCAACAGAAGGAGGGAGACAGCAGGUGGGGAGAGAGGCAGGAUGCGGAGGACAUUGAGCUGAAUGAGGGAUGUGACCAAAGGCGAAUAAAUGAAUGACUACAGUUAUCCAAAGGAUUGAUGAUCCCAGUGUAACUGUUAAAGGGAUGGUUUCACUGAAAACUCACCAUAGUGUUCAUUUUUUCACAGAACACAAUUUAAACAGUAUCUAAAAGAAUCUUUUUUUCA
Messenger RNA from Triplophysa rosa, 1164 nucleotides. RefSeq names its product izumo sperm-egg fusion protein 1. Gene Ontology annotation, molecular function: signaling receptor binding; protein binding involved in heterotypic cell-cell adhesion. Gene Ontology annotation, biological process: sperm-egg recognition; fusion of sperm to egg plasma membrane involved in single fertilization; heterotypic cell-cell adhesion. The transcript has 9 exons. Gene Ontology annotation, cellular component: acrosomal membrane; plasma membrane. The record is from RefSeq and is a predicted model, not a curated record. The coding region runs from base 1 to 1035 and encodes 344 amino acids. Lineage: Eukaryota; Metazoa; Chordata; Actinopteri; Cypriniformes; Nemacheilidae.